GGGGGUCGGGGCAGCGGGCCCGGGCUCCGGCCUGGCCGCGAGCCUCCUUCUCAGCCCAGUGCGGCCUCGGCUCCCCUCGGGGGCUCCGCCUGGGCGCCGGCGCCGGCUCGGGCCCUGAGCCAAGAUGAUGUGCGAGGUGAUGCCGACCAUCAGCGAGGCAGAAAUUCCCUCAGGAGGAGGUGGGAGCCAUGGUUCUGGUUCCCCUUCACAGCCAGAUGCUGAUUCACAUUUUGAACAAUUAAUGGUCUCCAUGUUGGAAGAAAGAGAUCGUCUUCUAGACACACUCAGAGAGACUCAAGAAACACUUGCCUUGACUCAGGGGAAGUUGCAUGAGGUUGGCCAUGAAAGAGAUUCCUUGCAGAGACAGCUCAACACUGCACUUCCACAGGAAUUUGCCGCACUGACUAAGGAACUCAACGUCUGCAGGGAACAGCUUCUUGAAAGAGAAGAAGAAAUUGCUGAGCUGAAAGCGGAGAGAAAUAAUACUCGGCUGUUGCUGGAGCAUUUGGAAUGCCUUGUCUCCAGGCAUGAGCGAUCUCUAAGGAUGACAGUUGUGAAGAGACAAGCGCAGUCUCCUGCAGGAGUGUCCAGUGAGGUGGAAGUAUUGAAGGCCCUAAAGUCGCUGUUUGAGCACCACAAAGCCCUGGAUGAAAAGGUGAGAGAACGGUUACGAGUAGCCCUGGAAAGGUGUAGUUUACUGGAGGAAGAAUUAGGUGCCACCCACAAGGAGCUAAUGCUUCUGAAGGAGCAGAACAAUCAGAAAAAAACACUAGCGGAUGGGAUGCUGGACAUAAAUCAUGAACAGGAAAACACCCCGAGCACCAAUGGAAAGAGAUCUUCUGAUGGGUCUUUAAGUCAUGAGGAAGACCUAGCAAAAGUGUUAGAGCUCCAAGAAAUUAUAGAUAAGCAGUCAAAGGAACAAAGCCAGAUGAAGGAGCGGUUGGCAGCUCUCUCCAGCCGGGUGACUGAGCUGGAGGAAGACUUGGACACUGCCCGGAAAGAUCUCAUCAAAUCUGAAGAAAUGAACACCAAAUUGCAACGCGAUGCCCGAGAAGCCAUGGCCCAAAAGGAGGACAUGGAAGAGAGGAUCACGACUCUUGAGAAACGCUACCUCGCCGCCCAACGGGAAGCUACAUCCGUGCAUGACCUCAACGACAAACUUGAAAACGAAAUUGCUAAUAAAGACUCUCUGCAUCGACAGAGUGAAGACAAAAACCGCCAGUUACAAGAACGCUUGGAACUGGCUGAGCAGAAGCUGCAGCAGACCUUGAGGAAAGCGGAGACCCUGCCUGAGGUGGAGGCCGAGCUGGCCCAGAGGGUGGCGGCGCUCUCCAAGUCUGACCCUUUGUCUUCUGGAAACUCUGCUGCUAAGGAGGCUAAACUGUUCGAACUUACUUCCAAGCUUAGGAAGGCUGAGGAGAGACACGGCAACAUUGAAGAGAGAUUACGACAGAUGGAGGCCCAACUGGAAGAAAAGAAUCAAGAAUUACAGAGGGCACGGCAGAGAGAAAAGAUGAACGAGGAACAUAACAAGCGUUUGUCAGACACCGUGGACAAGCUCCUCUCUGAGUCCAAUGAGAGGCUCCAGCUUCACCUUAAGGAGAGGAUGGCGGCUCUGGAGGAUAAGAAUUCUCUGCUUCGAGAGGUUGAAAAUGCCAAAAAACAAGUAGAAGAAACACAACACGACAAGGACCAGCUGGUGCUCAACAUGGAAGCCCUAAGGGCUGAAAUAGACCAGAUGAGGAUGCGUGGUGGUGGCUCGCUGCAUCAUGGCCGCCCACACCUGGGCAGUGUACCAGAUUUCCGGUAUCCUGUGGCAGAGAGUCCCACCGAUCCUUAUGGCACCACAUCAGUAUUGCGGCGGGCCCAAAAGGGCCGUCUGGCGGCUCUCCGGGAUGAGCCUUCCAAGGUACAGACUCUGAAUGAGCAGGAUUGGGAGCGGGCCCAACAGGCGAGUGUCUUAGCAAACGUAGCACAGGCAUUUGAGAGCGACGUGGAUGUGUCUGACGGUGAGGAUGACAGAGAUACUAUUUUCAGCUCCGUGGAUCUCUUGUCGCCCGGUGGGCAGGCCGAUGCCCAGACGCUGGCCAUGAUGCUUCAGGAGCAGCUGGAUGCCAUCAACAGAGAGAUCAGAUUGAUUCAAGAAGAAAAAGAAAAUACAGAGCAGCGGGCAGAGGAAAUUGAGAGCCGUGUGGGUAGUGGGAGUUUGGACAAUCUCGGGCGGUUCCGGUCACUGAGCUCCCUUCCCCCACAUCCAGGCUCCUGCCUCGCUGGCUCCUCUCCUCCGGGGAGUGGCCGCUCCACCCCACGGCGGCUCCCCCACAGCCCAGCCCGGGAGGUGGACAGGCUGGGGAUCAUGACUCUACCAUCUCCAGAUUCAUUUCUAAUCCAGACCUCAGUUCCCCAUCAGUCUGUAGCUUAUUCAUCUACCUCCCCUCCCAGUUCCACCCCAUCCUAUAAUGAGGCUUCACAGCACUCUCAGUUGCCAGCUUCGAGAGACGAGGUACGAGAUGACAAGACAACCAUAAAAUGUGAAACGUCCCCCCCUUCAUCCCCAAGGUCCCUUCGUUUAGACAGAGUCCACAAAGGGGCCUUGCACACCGUGAGCCAUGAAGACAUCAGAGACAUUAGGAAUUCCACAGGUUCACAAGAUGGCCAAGUCAGCAACCCCAGCAGCAGCAAUAGCAGCCAGGAUUCCCUUCAUAAAGCCCCCAAAAAGAAGGGAAUCAAAUCUUCUAUCGGCCGCUUGUUUGGGAAGAAAGAAAAGGGCCGGCCUGGACACACUGGCAGAGAGUCCCUGGGCCAAGGUGGUGUUACAGACAUGGAUAACUCCUCCCAAGAUGCUUUAGGAAUUAACAAACUGGGAGGCCAGGCUGAAAAGAAUCGAAAACUACAGAAAAAGCAUGAACUGCUGGAAGAAGCUCGGAGACAAGGUCUGCCUUUUGCCCAGUGGGAUGGGCCAACUGUGGUUGUGUGGCUCGAGCUGUGGGUCGGGAUGCCUGCCUGGUACGUGGCUGCUUGCCGAGCCAAUGUGAAAAGUGGGGCCAUCAUGUCUGCUCUGUCAGAUACUGAGAUACAGCGUGAAAUCGGAAUCAGCAAUCCUCUACAUCGGCUAAAGUUGAGGCUCGCCAUUCAAGAAAUUAUGUCCUUGACAAGUCCCUCUGCCCCGCCCACAUCAAGAACGACCACAGGGAAUGUCUGGUUAACACAUGAAGAAAUGGAAAACCUGGCAGCGACACCACAGACGGACGAUGAGGAGGGAAGCUGGGCUCAGACGUUGGCCUACGGCGACAUGAAUCACGAGUGGAUCGGCAAUGAGUGGCUGCCCAGCCUGGGCCUUCCUCAGUAUCGCAGCUACUUCAUGGAAUGCCUGGUGGAUGCACGGAUGCUUGACCAUCUGACCAAGAAGGACCUGCGAGGACAGCUCAAGAUGGUGGACAGUUUUCACAGAAACAGCUUCCAGUGUGGAAUCAUGUGUCUGCGGAGACUGAAUUACGACCGGAAGGAACUGGAGAGAAGGAGAGAAGAAAGCCAGAACGACGUCAAAGAGGUGCUUGUUUGGAGCAAUGACCGGGUGAUCCGCUGGAUCUUAUCCAUUGGCCUCAAAGAGUACGCAAACAACCUGGUGGAAAGCGGCGUCCAUGGCGCGCUGGUGGCCUUAGAUGAGACCUUUGACUUCAAUGCUCUGGCCCUUCUGCUGCAGAUCCCCACUCAGAACACACAGGCUCGUGCUGUCUUGGAAAGAGAAUUCAACAACCUUCUAGUUAUGGGCACAGACAGAAGGUUUGAGGAAGAUGAUGAUAAAAGCUUUCGACGAGCCCCUUCGUGGAGAAAAAAGUUUAGACCCAAGGACAUUCGAGGUUUAGCUGCUGGAUCGGCAGAGACCCUGCCUGCAAAUUUCAGGGUCACCUCGUCUAUGUCUUCACCCUCUAUGCAGCCAAAGAAAAUGCAGAUGGAUGGCAGCGUGUCAGGAAGCCAGAGGCUGGAUUCUGCGACCGUAAGGACUUAUUCCUGCUAAAGCCUUCUGUUGUUUACCCACACUACUUCUACAGAUGAUUAUGCAUCUCUCAGAAUUCAGCCAAGACCACGUUUUAGAAUUGAGUGGAUCUUUAAUCUGUUAAUACUUGUUAUAUGGACAAUGAGAUAUUUUAUUACAGAGUUUUUAAUUAGUAAAAAAUUCAUGAAUACCAUAGAGAAAAUAUUUUAGAAUUAAAUGUUUCUUAUAUUUAUGUAAACUUCUGUGACUUCAUUUAUACAGUUACUUACUUUUUCAUGUGUAUCCAGAUUAUAAAUAUCUUUUCCAAUCAAUCCAUGAGGUUCUUACACUUAAUUUGUCAGUCACCUGAAUGUACUGUAAUGCUUGUAAGUACAAAUCCUAGGAGCAAAUAGGGUUUUUGUAAAUUAUGCAGUUAUUGUAAUGCUCAUUGAAUUUUUUAAAAUAAUAAACCUGACAGAAAAUGAGGGGUUUUACUCCAUUUGUAAAAAGUGCCCUGUUACCAAGGAGCGGGCAUCAUCGACGGCGUUGGUAAGCUAAUGCUUCCAAAAGCAAGCCACCGCCACGGCUUGGAAACAAUCAGACUCUUCGUUGCAAGCAGUUACGGUGUGUGAUUUAAUCACUGAUCACAGCUGAUCUUUUUCUGAAAAGAGCUUUCGUUCUGUAGCAUGGACCGAUUUUAAAUUUUGUAUUUUAAAUAUCAUCUUCUCUACUAAAAUUUGAACUGAGAAACAUAGAACACUAUGGAGUCGUUCUAGACAAACUGGCUCAGGGUGCCUUGGGAACCGAGUCCCUCGAGUCUCUCGUCCUCGGAUAACGGUCUUCAGGGACUGCAGAUAAGCCAUGAACAGCCGGGAAGGACAGACUCGGAGAGGGGGCCAGGUCCCGGCCUCCCCCCACCCCCAGCCCGCAAAGAAGUGCUUUCCUCCCAACGCCAUUGGUUGAGAGGCUCCGAUGCAAUUUCUUCGAGGACCAAUCACAACGCGCGCUGCAGUCUUGAGGCCCGCCCCCGCCGAGGGAUGCAGCGCCACCUUCAAUCCAGGCCUUACUGCGCUCGUCAGUCGUCUUUCAGCUUCUGCGUCCGGACACGUUUGGGGAUUUUAAUGGUGUAGCCGUUGCAUUUCAAACUGUAGAGAAUGUACCUUUUCCUUUUCAAAAUGGCCCAUUAAAAAGCCGACGAGAAACUGUAGAUGACGGUGCGUUAUUUAUUGUGCAGCUCUAUAUGUGUGUAUGUGUGUGUAUAUACGGGCAGACGGAUGGGAUAUAAAUAUAUACAUAUGUGCAUAUAGAGAGAGCAUGGCUUUUCCUGUUCGUUUCUGCUUUCAAUGUACGCGUGUAACUCAUCGGUACCCUUGUUUUUCUAUUAAUCUUCUGUGAACUUUCUGAUUAUGUAACAAAGUAUGUACAGCCCACUUUUGACUGUUUUUAUCACAGUAUUAUUUAUUGCUUUCUUUCAAUAAAGUACUGAAGCCUU
This is a messenger RNA of Trichosurus vulpecula (common brushtail), 5468 nucleotides long. It is a transcript of the gene PPFIA1, whose product is annotated as PTPRF interacting protein alpha 1. Gene Ontology annotation, cellular component: presynaptic active zone. The transcript is spliced from 32 exons. Gene Ontology annotation, biological process: synapse organization. Lineage: Eukaryota; Metazoa; Chordata; Mammalia; Diprotodontia; Phalangeridae. Gene Ontology annotation, molecular function: protein binding. The record is from RefSeq and is a predicted model, not a curated record. Bases 125 to 4018 code for a protein of 1297 amino acids.